This is a messenger RNA of Exaiptasia diaphana, 837 nucleotides long. Its product is annotated as TIP41-like protein. Gene Ontology annotation, biological process: TOR signaling. The coding region runs from base 102 to 743 and encodes 213 amino acids. Gene Ontology annotation, cellular component: cytosol. The record is from RefSeq and is a predicted model, not a curated record. Lineage: Eukaryota; Metazoa; Cnidaria; Anthozoa; Actiniaria; Aiptasiidae. The transcript is spliced from 6 exons.
AUAUUUUUCUUGAGGCAAUUAAACUAACACCAUUUGUAAGUGCAACAUUUUGAAUAUUGUACAGAUUUCUCACUGAACUUGCACUGCCGGCAUUACCAGAAAUGACAUUUGGUGACAACAGCCUUGAGAUUAAACAUGAAGCAGGCUUUGGAAUCCAAUUUAAUGGUAUUGAUGCACUAAGGCUGGUCGACAACAAACAUGACUUAAUGAAGGUUGCUGUAGCUGAUGCUUGGCAGAGAGAAAGACAGGAUUCAGAGUUUAUUCAUGAAGUUAUAAAACCAUUUGAUUGGACGUUUACAACAGACUACAAAGGAACCCUAGUAGAAACCAAUGAAAAUAGCUUUAAAGUUUCUCCAUCCACACAAAGAAUAGACAUGGAAAAACUGAAAAUAAAAGAGAAAAUAUAUUUUUAUGAUGAUAUUGUAUUAUAUGAAGAUGAAUUAGCUGAUAAUGGUAUUGCUAAGCUUAAUGUCAAAAUGCGUGUAAUGCAGAGCUCAUUAUUCCUAUUGCUGAGGUUUUUCUUACGAGUAGAUGGAGUCUUGGUUAGAAUUAAUGACACUAGACUAUAUCAUCAGGCAGGAUCUAAUUUCUUUUUAAGAGAAUACUCUUCAAGAGAAAAGCCAGUCUCACAGAUAACGGGUGUUUUAACUGAUCCUAACUCCUUGAGCGAUCAGCUUGAUAUAGUGAAAGAGACCGUUGAAGUACUGGAGUUUCAGUCAGGCACAGAUGCUAAAGAAAGUUGAGUCAAGGUGAUUUCAAGCCAUCAUUAUAUCAAACUUAAAAAAUAACGACUAAAAAAAUACCAAAUAGCUUUUUUCACAAUAUUCUAAUGACUAA